GGGCUCAUCAGCCACUACAGCGCAUUUUUGCCUGAGAUGCACCGCUUGCGUGCCCCGUUAAACAAGCUCCUAUCCAAAGGACAACCUUGGAACUGGACAGCAGAAUGUCAGAAUGCCUUCGAACGCGUCAAGUCACUGUUGUCUUCAAACUUGCUUUUGACACAUUUCGAUCCCUCCAAAGAGAUCGUCCUAACCACAGAUGCAUCAAGCCAUGGGAUUGGUGCAGUAAUUGCACACACGUACACCGAUGGAUCUCAAAAAGCAAUCGCCCAUGCCGCCAGAACCCUUACGAAGGCCGAGAAGAACUACAGUCAGAUUGAGAAAGAAGCAUUGGCCAUAGUGUACGCGGUUAAGAAAUUCCACAAAAUGCUAUACGGCCGCCGCUUCAAGCUUCUGACAGAUCACAAACCCUUGCUCGCUAUCUUUGGUUCGAAAAAGGGCAUCCCGGCCUACACAGCCAACAGGCUACAACGUUGGGCUCUUACCUUAAUGGGGUAUGAUUUCGAGAUCCAAUAUCAGUCGACAGUUUCCAUUGGCCAAGCAGAUGCACUGUCACGCCUAAUUGAUACCCGUCAGCAAGAACAUGAAGACACAAUCAUUGCCUCGGUGGAGAUUGAACCAGACGUCAACUUUCUGGUAACUGAUGCACUGCACUGUCUACCAGUUACCGCAGAAGCUGUGCGGACCGAAACACUUCGGGACCCAAUACUCAAGAAGGUUACGCAGUUUCACAAAACAAGUUGGCCACGUUCCUGUCCAUCCGCCGAGUUGCAACAGUAUUUUCAGAGGAGACACUCACUCUCUAUUGUAAACGAUUGCAUACUAUUUUCGGAAAGAGUGGUCAUCCCCAAGACACUUCAGGAGCGCCUUAUUCGACAGUUCCACGCCGGGCAUCCUGGAAUCAACCGGAUGAAGGCGCUUGCCCGCAGUUAUGUAUACUGGCCCUUAAUGGACAAACAGUUGGAAGAAAUAGCCAGACGCUGCCAAAAGUGUGCCGAAGUCUUGAAAGCGCCACCGAAAGCAGAACUCUGUUCAUGGCCAAUAGUUACUAAGCCGUGGUGCCGCAUUCAUGUCGACUUUGCAGGGCCGAUCAACGGGAGAAGUUUCCUCAUUAUAGUCGACUCAUACAGCAAGUGGCCAGAAGUAUUUCUCAUGGAUAACACCACCACCAAUGCCACCAUAUCGAAACUGCGCCAAGCCUUUAGCAGAUUCGGCUGUCCUGAGACAAUGGUCACUGACAAUGGCUCACAGUUUACUUCAGCAGCGUUUAAGGAGUUUUGCAAGCAAUGCGCCGUCCAGCACGUUCGCUCGCCGCCGUUUCACCCACAGUCGAAUGGCCAGGCAGAAAGAUUUGUCGACACAUUCAAGCGAGCCCUCCAAAAAUCAAAAGGGGAGGGACGUAUAGAGGAGGUGGUUGACCGGUUCCUUUUCCUCUACCGAUCAACACCGAAUCCACAAGCACCAGACGGAGUCUCUCCAGCACAGGUUAUGAUGAACCGGAAGCUCCGCAUGCCUUUCGACGCCAUCCGACCGGGCUCGGAGUCCUCUGUUGGUGAAAGAAACCGCAGAAUGGAACAGGAGUUUAACCGGCGGCAUGGAGCAAAGAAGCGAUCAUUCACGCUUGGACAGAAGGUGCUAGUACGUGACUACCGGGAUGGCCAUGCGAAGUGGACGCCAGGGAGGGUCAUAAGCAAGCGCGGAAACGUCAUGUAUGACGUGAAGGUGGGCGCACAGGUCUGGCCGCGGCAUGCAAACCAGUUACGUCCCACAUUGUGCCAGCCAGAACAAGAAAGGCCUACUGACCUCCCGUUCGAUUUACUGGUGGAAACUUUCAACCUGCCGAAGGUAACAGUGGACGACUGCCCAAGGUCGAGCAACGAAUCCAGAACAAGAACAUCGGAACAAAGUUCUCGGGCGCUUCUGCCAAGGAGGUGGACCGACAGGCAGAGAACACCGUCCCGAAGACUGCAAGUUGAUCCCAGGCUUUCCUCUUACACCUCGGAACAUAUCUCAGGAGGGGAGGUGUCCGGGAGAAAGUAAGAAUUGCCUUGGAAAUUCCCUAUUUUAGCGAUUAAUCGAUUAUUAACGAUUAUCGCAUCGAUUUCGAACGUUCCUGAAUGUUCUUCUUCUACACGUGAUCAAAAUCCACCUGACCUCUCGGGAAAAGAUAUGGGGAACCACUAACCUUGGCAGCUGACCUUCCAAUUCUAGAAGUCGAAGGUCAGCAGAGACCUAUAAAUACAGCCAGGGUCCUCAGUCGUUGUACAGUGUUCGUUGGCUGCGAUUAAUACGUUAUUUGUCAGGGUC
This is a messenger RNA of Dicrocoelium dendriticum, 2307 nucleotides long. NCBI's taxonomy places the organism in Eukaryota, Metazoa, Platyhelminthes, Trematoda, Plagiorchiida, Dicrocoeliidae. The record is from the annotation of a GenBank genome assembly.